Messenger RNA from Colletotrichum spaethianum, 1740 nucleotides. Its product is annotated as dehydrogenase citC. The record is from RefSeq and is a predicted model, not a curated record. NCBI's taxonomy places the organism in Eukaryota, Fungi, Ascomycota, Sordariomycetes, Glomerellales, Glomerellaceae. Gene Ontology annotation, molecular function: flavin adenine dinucleotide binding; oxidoreductase activity, acting on CH-OH group of donors. The coding region runs from base 1 to 1740 and encodes 579 amino acids. The transcript has 2 exons.
AUGACUGCGACGUACGACUUUGUCAUUGUGGGCGGCGGCGUUGCCGGCUUGGUAGUAGCGGCACGCCUGUCCGAGAUCCCAGAUCUCCAAGUCCUGGUGCUCGAGGCGGGAGAAGACCAAACGGCGGAUCCUCGGGUCAAUAUUCCCGCAUUAGGCCCCAGUUUGGUGAAGACGCCUUCUGACUGGCAGUUCCGGACGGUGCCACAAGAAGGCCUUGGUGGCCGAGAGAUUGUCGUGCCUCAGGGCCGCCUCCUUGGUGGCUCGGGUGCGCUCAACGGCCUCUCUUUCACUGUCACCACAAAGUCCAACGUUGAAGCGUGGGCCAGUUUAGGCAACCCCAGUUGGAACUGGCCUACUUUCAAAGAGGCUUCUGAAAAGACCUACUCCAUCGCAUCUGGUGAGGGGAAAGGUCCUCUCAAGUUGUCUCUUCCAGACAACGCGGAGUCUUUCUGGCCAAAGGUCUGGCAAGACACCAUCCGCGGGCUGGGCUUCGCGGACUCUUGCGAUCCCUUGAGUGGCCAGGGAGUCGGCAGCAGCAUCACACCCGACACUGUAGACCCGGAGACAAAGCAGAGAAGCUAUGCCGCUAGCACAUACCUCCAGUCUGCAAAGUCCCGGUCUAACCUUACUGUUGUGACGGGAGCACUCGUGAACAAGAUCGUCUUCAAGGCAGAUGCUGGCGAGAUUGUCGCUGAAGCUGUCCAGUACACCAAGGAUGGCGAAACGAAAACAGUGACGGCACGAAAGGAAGUUGUGUUGACUGCUGGCACGCUUAACUCGUCACGACUCCUCGAGCUCUCUGGUGUCGGAAAUGCAGAGCUUCUUCGUGGACUCGGCAUCGACGUUGUGCUUGAUAACCCCCACGUUGGCGAGAACCUUCAGAACCACGUCAUGGUUGGCGCAAGCUUCGAGGCCCUUCCAGAACACGACACCAUGGAUAGUAUUGUCCGGCAGGAUCCGGCGGCCGUUGGAGCUGCUAUGGAGGCGUAUGGCAAGGGCACCGGACCCUUUGCCCGAAGCGGUACUUCGGCGACGGCGCAGCUCCCUCUGCCGGCUGGUGAGGACCUGUGCCAGCUUCUCGACAAGUUGGGUGGACCCAAGACAUCUGCAACUCCGGCCUUCACAAAGGCCCUUGAAACGUAUGUACGGUCCGUCCUGACGUCGUCCUCUGAGCCUUCGGGAUACUAUCUGUCGUUUCCUGGGUAUGCCUUGUUCAGCGGAGAUGGAACCAUGGCACCUCCACCUCCUGGCGACGAGAAAUACUUCACAAUAGCCAUACUCCUCGCUCACCCACUCUCGCGAGGUUCGAGUCACAUUACGUCGGCAUCCUUGGAGUCAUCCGCCCUUGCCAUCGACCCCGCCUAUCUUUCUCAUCCUUUUGACGUCGAAGUCUUGGCCAGGCAUGUCCGGCUACUGGAGAAGAUUGCAGCUAGUGAGCCGCUUCGCAGUCAGCUGAAGACGGGAGGAAAGCGUAAUCCGAACAAUGCUUUGACUGAUCUCGAGCAAGCCAAGGAUUUUGUGCGCCAGACUGCAAUUGGCGCUCAUCACUUCACGGGCACUUGCUCCAUGAUGCCUCGUGAACUAGGUGGAGUGGUCGACGAGAAGCUGCGUGUGCAUGGUAUCCGUGGGUUGCGGGUGGCUGAUGCUUCCAUUGUUCCCAUUACGGUGCGUGCCAACCCGCAGGCGACCGUAUAUGCCAUUGGCGAGCGUGCUGGCGAUCUGAUCAAGUCGAGUCUUUGA